AUCCUCUCCUCUGUUCCAAGCUUCUGUGUCUUUCCUUUCCAGUGCUCAAGUUUCAGUCUAAAGAAAAAGGUAUGCUCCUCAUCUCUUCCAUCUCUUGUUUUUAAUUUAUUUUCUUUGGUUCAGUUUCUUCAUCUUAAAAUUCACUUACUCUUUCUCUGUUUCUUCUCAUAGUUUAAUUACCACCCACUUCCAACAGGCAGCAAUUUUGUAUCCACUUUCAACUUUGAGCAUUUAAAAAGAAAAAAAAUCAAAGCUACGAAGCGAAUUAAGAAUACUUGAUCAUCCAAUGGAAUUCUUAUCUGUUGCUGGAGGUGCUCUUUUAACUGUUGUUUUUGAGAGGUUGUUUAACAAGUUGAAGUUGAGUAGAUCGCUCAAUUUGCAAAAGCAAGUCCUCGUUAAGUUGCGAAACUGGGAGAGCUUAUUGCCAAAAAUCUUUGCCCUUCUUGAAGAUGCAGAAGAGAAGCAGAUAAUAACAAGAACCAUUCUAGAGGCAGUUGGGGGAAAGUGUGUUUCGAAAGAUUUAAAUUUGCUUCAACAAGAAUUGAACAGCAAGUUAUCUAACAAGAAGUUUUUGCUUGUACUGGAUGACAUUUGGAAUGAGAACUACUCCUUGUGGGAUAGUCUACAAAAACCAUUCUUAGCAGGAGCAGCUGGAAGUAAAAUAAUCAUCACAACUCGCAAUGAACGUGUUGUAGAAAUUAUGGGAGGGAUGGAUAGAGUUUACCGUCUAGAAGUGUUGAAGGAUGAAGAAUGCUUGUCAGUGUUUGCUCAACAUGCAUUAGGAGAAGACAAUUUUGAUGCACACCCAAAUUUAAAGGAAACUGGUGAGAAAAUUGUUAAAAGGUGCAAAGGAUUGCCAUUGGUUGCAAAAACCCUUGGGGGCCUCCUACGUGGUAAGUUAAAUUGUUCUGCGUGGGAACGCAUUUUAAAUAAUGAAAUAUGGGAGCUGCAAGAAAGUGAAAGUAACAUUCUUCCAGCUUUAAGAUUGAGCUAUCAUUAUCUUCCUUCUUAUUUGAAGCCAUGUUUUGCCUACUGUGCUCUGUUUCCUAAAGGCGUUAGGUUUGAGAAGAACAAGCUUGUUUUAUUGUGGAUGGCAUGGGGUAUUUUACAACAACAGUCAAUAGAAGCUGGUCAUCUAUAUUUCUCUGAGUUAGUUUCAAGAGCAUUUUUCCAAUGGUCAAAUGGGAAUGAAUCGAAGUACGUGGUGCAUGAUCUCAUUCAUGAUUUAGCUCAAUUUGUUGCUGGAGAAUCAUUCUUCAAUCUAGAACAUAUGUUGGAGGUCAUGAAGUGUUUGCGAACAUUCAUUGCAGUGGGAUCAUGGCUCGAGUGUAAUAUAGCAAAUACAAUGGUGCAUGAUUGGCUACCAAAAUUACGAUACUUAAAGGUACUAUCUUUGGUGGGUUAUCAAAUAGAAAAGUUGCCAGAUUCAAUCGGAGAUUUAAAAGGUUUGAAGUACCUUGAUUUGUCUAGAACUCGAAUAGAAAGCCUACCUGAGUCCGUGGGUUUCCUUCUCCAAUUACAGACACUAUUGCUCUUCAACUGCCGCUUGUUUUUUAAGUUUCCAGUGGCAAUUGGGAACUUGAUUGACCUCCAUCACCUGGAUAUUAGAGGUACGGAAUCCUUGAAAGAGAUGCCAUUGGGAAUAUGUAAUCUCAAAAAUCUCUUGACGUCGUCUAAAUUUAUUGUGGGGAAAGAAAAUAGAUUGAUGAGAUUAUCUAAUUUGAAGAACUUGUCACAACUUCAAGGAAACCUUUCUAUUUUGAAUUUGCAAAAUGUUUUGAAUGUUCAAGAUGCUUUGGUGGCAAACCUGCAAAAUAUUGAUGGUCUCAAUGAAUUGCAUUUAGAGUGGACUUCUGAUUCUAGUAGUUCAAGCAAUGAAGAAAUGCAGGUCCUCAACUGGUUAAAACCUCAUUCAAAAUUGAGAAGUCUCACAAUUGUUUCCUAUGGUGGCCAAAAAUUCCCUUCAUGGAUUGGUGAUCCAUUUUUUUCUAAUUUGUCAUUCUUGAAGCUCAAAGAUUAUUUAAAAUGCUCAUCUAUGGGUUUUCUGUCACUUAAGGAGCUUUAUAUUAGAGACUGCAAUGCAGUUGUUUUGAAGAGCAUUGUUGAUCCCACCUCUCUCACUAAAUUGACAAUUAAGCAUAUUUCGGGGCUAUCUUUCUUGCCUAAAUGUUUUACACAGUCUUUAACAGCUCUUGAGAAUCUUGAAAUUGAAAGGUGUGAAGAACUUACUUGUUUGUGGGAGGAAGGAUCAGAAACUGUAAACCUUGCUCGUCUAGAGAAAUUGGUAAUUAGGAGUUGUCCUUUGCCUGUGCUGUUGUCAGAGAAAGAAAAAGGCCUCUUGCCUUUGAAUCUUAAAUUUCUUGGCCUUUAUAGUUGUGAGGCACUAGAGUCAUUACCUGAUCUGAUGAUUAUGAAGAUGGAUGGAAUUGGAAGCAGUAGUAGCAGUAGCACCAACAUGUUGAGACUUGAAGAGUUGGAACUAGUUGAUUGUCCUUCUCUCAAGUCAAUAUCCUUACUCACCACACUUAAGUGGUUGAGAAUAGCAAAAUGUGAAAAUCUUGAGUCUCUACCUGAUGGAAUUGGAAGCAGUAGUAGCAAUAGCACCAACAUGUUGAGACUUGAAGUGUUGGAACUGGAUGGUUGUCCUUCUCUCAAGUCAAUAUCCUUACCCACCACACUUAAGCGGUUGAGAAUAGCAAAAUGUGAAAAUCUUGAGUCUCUACCAGAUGGAAUUGGAAGCAGUAGCAGCAAUAGCACCAACAUGUUGAGACUUGAAGUGUUGAAACUAGAUGGUUGUCCUUCUCUCAAGUCAAUAUCCUUACCCACCACACUUAGACAGUUGACCAAGAAAGAUCUGAAAUCGCUUCAUAAGCUAUAUAUAAUGGAUUGUCCAAGCAUAGAUUUGAUUCCAGUUGGGAAUGAGAAUGGGGGUUUACUUUUUCCCUCAAACUUAACAGAACUUCAGUUAGACGAUUCGACUCUCAAGUUCCUACCAUUAAAUGCGACGGGGGAGCUGAUAUCGACUCAGAAACUAUCCAAUCCAGUUCCAGAGGGGCAUUUGGUAACGGUGAUGGGAUGGGGUCUCCACAACCUUACCUCUCUUCAAGACUUGUUCAUUUCUGGGACAUGCCCUCCGAAUAUUGUGCUGCCUUCGUCUUUAACCACUCUUUUAAUCGGACUUGUUGAAAAUCUGGAAUCAAUACCCAGAGAGCUCUUCCAAAACCUAAACUCUCUUCAAAUGUUAGGCAUAUCCUUCUGCCCGAAGCUGCGAUCCUUGCCAAAGAAAAGCUUGCCUCUCUCGCUUGGAUGUCUCUGGAUCAUACACUGUCCGCUUCUAAAACAACAGCUCUUUGAGGCAAAAGGAGACUAUUGGCCUCUCACCUGUACCAUUCCCUACGUUGAGAUAGAUGGGCAUCAGGACAUGGAUUUUCUUGGAGUUCUUGGGGUAAUUUCUCUUGCCAUAUCAGGGACAACUCGAGGAUAUGUACGAAGGUGGAUGGAUGGAGAGGAGUACUGCUUCAAGGAUCAGUCUGUUGCAUAUCUGUCCAUUGCUUUGGUGUUGAGAGAAAGACUCUUCAUCGAUAUGCAUAAUUGAACUGAAAGGCUGGUAUGAAGACAAGCAGGGAAAAAAGUUACUGGUAGUGGAGCGCUUGGACUUUAAAUGGAUCAUGGCAUUGGAGCUUUAAACUAAGGGUUAGUGGCUAGUUUUGGGGAUCAUUCCAAAAAUGAAUUGAUUUUCCAAAAAUGUAGAAAAUCUGGAAUCAAUAUACACCUGCCCAAAGCUAGCUACGAUACUUGCCGAGGGAAUGGUUGCCUUCCUCACUUGGAGCACUCGAUAUCAGAGUUAGUCCGCUUCUAAAGUGACAGCACUUUGAGGGCAAAGGAGACUACUGGCCUCUCACCUGUACCAUCCCCUUUGUUAACGUAGACAUUAAACAGGUAAUAUAACCUACCAUUCUGA
Rubroshorea leprosula is the source of this 3961-nucleotide messenger RNA. Lineage: Eukaryota; Viridiplantae; Streptophyta; Magnoliopsida; Malvales; Dipterocarpaceae. The record is from the annotation of a GenBank genome assembly.